AGUCAACCUAUUAUGGUUUAUUAUUUACAACUCGCAAUGACUCGCCAAAGUUCUGCCACAUACUAUAAUUCACCACCGAUCUAGCUGACUCCUUUGCGUAGAAGCUACAUCAAGCCUUCGAUGAAAAGUAAAAGAUUACAUUCUUCCCCACUACGUUAGACACUAGAAACUUGAGACUCCAGCCGUUUCUCUCACCCAUCACCACUUGUAUUAGGCUUCGAAGAUGUCCUCUAAGAAGUCGUCGUCUAGUAGAUCGUCAAGGCAGUCUCACCGAUCAACACUGUCGUUAUCAAGGACGGAAAUCGUAAUUAAUGUCUAUGACCUUUUACCUGCCGGUCGCCUCUCCUCUGUUUUGUGGACUGUCGGCGCCUCUUUAUUGCAUUCCGGCGUCGUUAUAAAUGGGAAGGAAUAUGCUUAUGGCGGACACGACCAGCGCGGCAUGACGGGCGUUUAUUGGACGCGGCCGAAAACGGAGCCUCCUGGCGGCACUUUCAGGACCGAGAUUCUACACGGUUUUACGUUCGCGACACAAGCCGAAAUCGAUUCCAUCAUUCGCCACGCUUCCGACGAGUUCCAAGGCACUGCCUACAAUCUGCUCACUAAGAACUGCAAUCACUUCACUAGCUAUCUCUGUGAGAAGCUUACCGGUCGGCCCGGACCCGGCUGGCUGAACCGCGCCGCAAGCAUCGGAGUUGCCCUUCCGUGCGUCGUUCCCCGAGAUUGGGUUGAGCCGCCGGAUUUCGAGACUGCCGAAGGCGAGCUGCUAGAUGAUGAAGGAUAUAAUGAUAACGAAGGAACGAGGAUGCUACGACAAGAUCACGGAAGAAGGCUUGCUACGGCGGAAAGCGACGAGGAGGAAGAAGAGUCGGAUUGGGACAACGAAGAAACACGUCGAAAUGUUAGGAACGGCAAGGGGAAAGGUCCGGCUAAAGAUACCAGUGGGCGAAUUCUGCCACCGGCAGAAAGAGCGCCUUCGGCAGGUAGGGGAAGCAUGUCCUAGACGGAAUGGCGGGCGGCUUGGGUUGACGGUGUGCAUUAUAAGGCGUUGGCAGUGAUCAUGACGGAAACCCGACUGGGUGGCGUUCUUUUGGGGUCUGUUUUGAUUGAUACCAAAUGGCCGCUCUAUUGCUUAAGGCACGUUAUGUUGAAUUUACGUCAUUUAACUGCA
Molecule: messenger RNA, 1168 nt
Organism: Annulohypoxylon maeteangense
Lineage: Eukaryota; Fungi; Ascomycota; Sordariomycetes; Xylariales; Hypoxylaceae
Product: DUF862-domain-containing protein
Exons: 2
Coding region: 224-1000 (258 amino acids)
Biological process (GO): protein deubiquitination
Molecular function (GO): deubiquitinase activity
Source: RefSeq, a predicted model, not a curated record